AUGGGUGGCGUUACCGUUCGCGACGUUGAUGCGCAGAAGUUCAUCAACGCAUAUGCUGCUUUCCUGAAGCGCCAGGGCAAGCUGCCCAUUCCCGGCUGGGUUGACACCGUCAAGACCGGCGCCGCCAAGGAGAUGCCCCCCCAGGACAUCGACUGGUAUUACGUCCGCGCCGCCUCGGUCGCCCGCCACGUCUACCUCCGCAAGACUGUUGGUGUCGGCCGGCUACGAAAGGUCCACGGCACCGCCAAGAACCGUGGUGUCGCUCCCUCGCACCACGUUGAUGCUAGCGGCAGCGUCGACCGCAAGAUCAUGCAGUCCCUCGAGAAGAUCGGUAUCCUGGAGCAGGAUGAGGAGAAGGGUGGCCGCCGCAUCACCCAGGCCGGUCAGCGUGAUCUGGACCGUAUUGCCCAGACCACCGCUGAGGCCGAGGAGGAGGACGAGGAUGACGAGUAA
Molecule: messenger RNA, 453 nt
Organism: Thyridium curvatum
Lineage: Eukaryota; Fungi; Ascomycota; Sordariomycetes; Thyridiales; Thyridiaceae
Exons: 3
Coding region: 1-453 (150 amino acids)
Biological process (GO): translation; ribosomal small subunit assembly
Cellular component (GO): ribosome; cytosolic small ribosomal subunit
Molecular function (GO): structural constituent of ribosome; RNA binding
Source: RefSeq, a predicted model, not a curated record